Cladophialophora yegresii CBS 114405 is the source of this 1032-nucleotide messenger RNA. RefSeq names its product guanine nucleotide-binding protein subunit alpha, other. The transcript has 4 exons. Bases 1 to 1032 code for a protein of 343 amino acids. Gene Ontology annotation, cellular component: heterotrimeric G-protein complex. Gene Ontology annotation, biological process: adenylate cyclase-modulating G protein-coupled receptor signaling pathway. Gene Ontology annotation, molecular function: G protein-coupled receptor binding; GTP binding; G-protein beta/gamma-subunit complex binding. Lineage: Eukaryota; Fungi; Ascomycota; Eurotiomycetes; Chaetothyriales; Herpotrichiellaceae. The record is from RefSeq and is a predicted model, not a curated record.
AUGGGCUGCACAUUCACAAAAGAGGACGACGACGGGCGAGCCGAGCACAACCAGGUCGAAAAGGGAUUGAAGUCCGACUAUGUGUCGCGGACGCGGGAGAUCAAGAUCCUCAUGCUCGGCACCGGCGACAGCGGCAAGUCCACCGUGCUCAAGCAGCUCAAGUUCAUCAACGGCGGAGGCUACUCGGACGAGGAACGCCUCUUCUUCAAGGCCGUCAUCUUCACCAACAUAGUCCAGUCGAUGCAAGCCAUCCUCGAGGCCAUGGACGUGUUUGGCAUCCCCUUCGCCAGCCCCGCGACCGCGAAUCCACAUGCGAGCCUCAUCUUCUCGCAGCGGCAGAAGAUCACCGCCCAAGAACUGUCGCCGGACGUGCACAUCGCUGUCAGGACGCUGUGGGCCGAUGCCGGUGUAAGGGCCUGCUUUUCGCGGUGCAGCGAGUUCCAAGUUUGUGACUCGGCGCAAUACUACUUUGACGAGAUCGACAGGAUCGCCGCCGAGAACUUCCUCCCCAACGACCAGGACAUCCUCCGCUCGAGGCAGAAAACCACGGGCGUGGCCGAGUUCUCAUUCACCUCCCCGUCCAAGGACAACACGGUAUACCGCAUUAUCGACGUGGGCGGGCAGCGAUCCGAACGCAAGAAAUGGAUGCACCAUUUCGAGGACGUCGAUCUUGUACUUUUCCUGGUCGCCCUGUCAGAGUACGACCAGGCGCUGUACGAGGACGGGUCGGUCAACCGGCUACAGGAGGCCCUUGAUCUGUUUCACAGCAUAUGCCAGUCGCAGUGGUUCCGGCGCACGGCCGUGCAGCUGGUCUUCAACAAGACGGAUCUGUUCCGGGAGAAGCUGAAGCAUUCGCCCUUGGAGGCGCAUUUUCCGGAUUUCCAAGGCGGUGCCGAUUACGCGGCUGCCCGCGAGUACAUUGCCAAUCGGUUCAUCUCCAUGGGCCAGACAAGAUACCCGGACAACUACCUCUGCGCGACAGAUACGGCGCAGGUCAGACUGCUUGUGGGAAGGAUUAUCGACAGGAUGUGA